CCCCGCAGCCCUGGAAGACGUUCCAAGGGUGUUAGGGGCCCGACUUUUCGGGGCUCAAUCUGGGACUCUGGUUAGAGGAGGAGGAUCCGGACUUACGGCACCUCUGUCUGUAUUUUUGGCUUUCAGAGGGCCCCGGACCUUUGCCACCUCCAUCUGACUUUUUGCUUUCAGUUUGGUACCAAAGCCGUGCAGCACGCCUGUCUGUUGUUUGUUUGACUGUUGGUGUUGUUUGUUUUCUCUGUGUCCUAAUCUUCCUUAGAAGAAACCUGUCCUCCCGGCAGACCCAAACUCCCCUCUCAUAGAUCUUCUCUCUGAAGAUCCUCCUCCCCCAUAUCGUUUACCUACAGGCCCGGCUGAAACGGAGGAGGCAGAGCCGCCGGCCAGAUCAGUUGCCCGGCCACAGUCUGAUAAGGGUUUCUCCCCUGUCGCAGGGAGAUUGCGCAAUAAGCGCGAGGUGAUGCCAGAUUCAACCUCCCAGGCUUUCCCACUUAGACAGGGAACCGGUGGCCAGACCCAAUACUGGCCGUUUUCAGCAGCUGACAUUUACAAUUGGAAACAACACAACCCUUCUUUCUCCAAAGAUCCGGUGGCACUCACCGACCUAAUAGAAUCUGUUUUACUUACCCACCAGCCUACUUGGGAUGACUGCCAACAGCUCUUACAGGCCCUCUUAACCUCAGAAGAAAAACAAAGAGUGUUCCUAGAGGCCAGAAAGCAUGUUCUGGGAGAUGAUGGGCGUCCCACCCAGCUGCCUGAGAAAAUUGAUGCUGCAUUCCCACUUAAGAGACCAAACUGGGAUUUUAAUACAGCUGAAGCCCUUCUCUGAGGGCCCAUUUACAGGCCCUACAGAUUGUGCAGAGAGACGUCUGGAGACCUUUGGCCGCUGCUUACCAGGACAAGCUUGAGCAUCCGGUGGUGCUACACCCGUUCCAGAUUGGAGACACCGUGUGGGUGCGCAGACACCAGACCAAGAAUCUCGAGCCACGGUGGAAAGGACCCUACACCGUCCUCCUGACUACCCCGACCGCCCUAAAGGUAGACGGAGUCACGGCUUGGAUCCACGCAUCACACGUCAAGGCAGUCCGGUCUGAGGAAUUGACUAAUCACAACACUACACCCCAGACAUGGAGAGUUCAGCGCACUCCAAACCCCUUAAAGUUAAAACUCCUACGUGGCUCCUCCUAGUCCUUUUGUGGCCUAGAGUCAGUGGGGAAAUAAGCCCCCACCACAUUUAUAACAUUACCUGGACAGUCACUAAUCUCAUGACAGGAAGGCUGGCUAAUGCUACCUCCGUAAGGGGGACGCUGGCCGAUGCCUUCCCUCCCUUAUACUUUGACCUUUGUGAUGUGAUAGACUACAAGUGGGAGCCUGGCACUACCCAUAAUUGGCAUCCCUCAACCACCUACUAUGGUUGCAGUCUGGCUUCCCACAGCAAAGAGAUCUACGUUUGCCCUGGACACAGAGUGAGCCGGCAGUGCGGAGGGCCGGGGAGUGGGUACUGUGCCCAGUGGGGAUGUGAGACUACUGGGGAUGCGUAUUGGAAGCCAUCCUCAUCUUGGGACCUGAUAACUCUGAAACGAGACGGUCGGCUUCCUUACACCUUGUGUAAACGGGGUGCGAAAUGCAAUCCCCUCGUCCUCCACUUCACCGACUCAGGUAGAAGAGCGACCUGGGACGGGCCCAAAUCUUGGGGCCUGCGCUUAUACGUCACAGGGACCGAUCCGGUGGGUCUGUUCUCUCUAAAUAGACAAGUCUCUCCCCUGGCCACUCGACCCAUUGGACCCAACCUAGUUCUACCAGAUCAGAAGCCUCCCUCGCUCCCGGCACAAGCCCAACCCCCAUCAUUGCCUAAGGUCACCCAGGCCCCGCGUAGUACCCCUACAAGCCCCUUCUCCACAACGGGGGGCUCCACCAUUUUGAUCUCCCCGUCGCCAGGCACCGAGGAUCGAUUAUUCAAUUUGGUGGCUGGUGCAUAUCUGGCUCUCAACUAUUCAGACCCUUUUAGGACUCAGGAGUGCUGGUUGUGUCUCGUUUCCAGUCCGCCCUAUUAUGAAGGAGUGGCAGUCAUUGGAAAUUAUACCAACCUGACUGCUGCCCCAGACAGUUGUGCCAAUACCCCCAGCCACAAACUAACUCUGCCCGAGGUCUCGGGACGAGGGCUCUGCUUGGGGAAUGUACCCCCCACACACCAGACCCUCUGCAACACCACUCAGAAGAUUCCCAUCGGGAAUUACUUCCUGGCAGCCCCAAAAGGCACUUACUGGGCCUGCAAUACCGGACUAACACCCUGCAUCUCAGCCACAGUCCUCAACCAAUCCUCUGACUAUUGUGUAUUAGUAGAAAUUUGGCCCAAAGUCACCUACCAUGAAUCCGAGUAUAUAUACUCGUUUUUCGAGAGACAGACUCGUUUCCGACGAGAGCCUGCCACCCUGACUUUAGCUUUACUCCUAGGAGGAAUCACCUUGGGGGGAGUGGCCGAGGGUAUAGGGACCGGGACCACUGCACUCAUAGAAACUGGUCAUUUCCGUCAGUUACAAGCAGCCAUGAAUGCAGAUCUUAAAGCUAUAGAAGAGUCUGUGCGUGCAUUAGAAAAGUCCUUAACAUCGUUGUCUGAAGUGGUCCUCCAAAAUAGACGAGGGCUAGAUAUGUUGUUCCUCCGCGAGGGUGGAUUAUGUGCUGCUCUAAAAGAAGAGUGCUGUUUCUAUGCAGACCAUACUGGAAUAGUAAGAGAUAAUAUGGCUAAGCUUCGAGAACGCCUGGCCCAAAGACAAAAACUGUUUGAUUCCCAACAGGGAUGGUUCGAGGGGUGGUUUAACCGAUCCCCUUGGUUUGCUACCCUCCUGUCUACCCUGACGGGACCCCUACUUAUUCUUCUCCUAAUUCUUCUUUUUGGACCCUGCAUCCUUAAUAGGCUGGUACAGUUCAUGAGGGAUAGACUUUCAGUCAUUCAGACCCUCGUACUGACGCAGCAGUACCAUAGGCUGAGACAACAAGAGACAGAAAUUUCUUGACCAAGUCGAGUGAAAGAUUUCACUCAAAGUUAGCAAAAAAAAUGGGGGAAUGAAAGACCCCAGCUUAGCAGCAGUAACGCCAUUUUGCAAGGCUGUACUUAAGAUGACUGGUUCAGGGAAAGGUUAGAACACUGAGUACACAGCGGCUGCCAAGCAAGAUGUGUUUGGUUGAAGGCCUGGCAACAGGACGACUGCGGCUGAGCACCUGACAAUGAGAAAAGCCCCGAGAGAGGUCCCACACCCUGGUGGGGGGCCGAGUCAGCCGUUAUGUUCCAGGAAGGUAGCUAGGAAACUUGCCCCUGGGCUGAACCCUUGCCACAUUAGAAUCCACCAAUUAUAUCCCUGUAACCAUACAUCUGCUUCUGUAUGCUUGCUUCUGCUCCCCAGAAUCCUAUAAAAAGCCCAUCCUUGGUUCCGUGGGGCGCACCAGUCCCCCGAGUGACUGAAGCGCCCACAGGUGCCUGUGUAUCCCGACAAUAAACCAAAUCCUCUUGCUGAUUGCAUCCUGUGGUCUCGGUCUGGUCAUUGAGUUGGAGGGUCUCCAUC
Rattus norvegicus (Norway rat) is the source of this 3557-nucleotide messenger RNA. The record is from RefSeq and is a predicted model, not a curated record. NCBI's taxonomy places the organism in Eukaryota, Metazoa, Chordata, Mammalia, Rodentia, Muridae.